GAUGCACACAAAUCAUGCACACCACGUUGGUUGUAGCCAUCCAGCCAGCCACCGCACCUGACAACCCUCUGCUGGGGUUCGGCGACCCAUUUGAGAGAGAGAGAGAGCUCCUUUGGGUUUUCAUUUUGGUCAGGCAAAGGCACCAACAACGCUCAGCUCAGCCAACAACGACGACGACCCAAGCAAGCAAGCAAGUACGAGAGAAGACGAGAGAGCUAGCCUGCCACCAACCCAGCACGCAUUCAACGGGCAAACACAGUCACAUCACAUCAACAACAGCACAGAGUUUGAGCCGGCUGGCACAGAGGAAGUUGAGAGACAGACAAGCAAGCAAGCAAGCAAUACAAGUGAAACAGCAAACAGCAGACAGCAGCAGGAGCAGAAACACCAGCAGAGACACCAGGGCCAAGGAUGAUGGACGGCAUCAUCCUCCCUCAGGGUGUUGUGCAGCACCAGCACCAACAGCAGCAGCAGAAGCAGCAGUCGCUGCACCGCAGCAACUCCUCACGCAAGGACACGUCACGUCGCAUGGCGCCCAGCCGAAAGAGCGAAGUUGACCUGCUGCACAAGCGCAAGGAGGUGAUCAGCCACGCUAUCGAGGAACUUGGCCGGACCAUCACCAAGUUGAAUGAGAGCUCUGGAUUUGAGACAGCGUUUCAAGCGCUGGACACGGAGUCCAUGAAGCAGUACCAACACAGCCGAUGCAAGGCGGGCAGAGCAAACGCACACCUCAACCGGUACAACGACAUUGUCCCCUACGAUGCAAGUCGCGUUGUGCUGCACAAGUGCACACCGGACUACAUCAACGCAAGUCACAUUCAGCAGUUGAUGCCUGGAACACCAAACUUCAUCGCAACACAGGGGCCGACCAAAACAAGUACGCGCGUGUUUUGGGAAAUGGUGGCCGAGUACAACACGGGUGUCAUCGUAAUGGUCACAAACACCAUCGAGGGCUCCCGGAUCAAGUGCGAUCAGUACUGGCCAGACAUCAACGACACCGUCACGUUCGAGCCAGAGAAAGGGUACCCAAAUCGCAUCACCGUCGAACAUGUGGAUGAACAGGACGGAUUCACGUGGAGCGAACGCGUGUUUUCACUUCGCAUCAACGACAACGAACCUCGCAGGGUUGUUCAAUACCACUUCACAGACUGGCCCGACUACGGCACACCGCUGUCUGCGGUGCCGCCUGUGGUUGAUGAGACGACGCUGCGCGCGUUUUCGUCGUUCGGAAUCAAUCUCCGCUCCGCCGCCGGUGAACCGCGCGAUCUUUCCACAUUGGGAAGGAAGAGGGAUGGGCGCGUUGUUCCUGGCGUUUACGAGAAGGAACUCAAGGUUCUCCUGAAGGUUCUCAUGAACCACAAGCAGCACAUUGUGGAAUCACUCGCCCUCAGCGAUGACAAGGACACCGCCGACAAGCUGUCCUCGCUCCUUGAUGACCUUGGCCCGUGGGAGCACCCCAAUGUCCCGCUGCCAGAGCUGUGGCGCCCCAUCACCCUCCACACCACCCCCGUCAACGAUCAUCGCUUUUCCCUCAUGUCCACGCCCUCAUCCUAUGCGCUGGAUGGCAUCGAGGCUGUGAUGCAGAGUGGAGAGUAUUUGGACACGGGCAUUCGGCGUGCGCCCAUCCACCACUCGUCCUGGCUCGAAUUCGACAAAGGGUACCGCCCCGUGCAUUUCACCGCCAACGAGGUCGCGUCGCAGCCAGAGUGGGCAGAUCCCGACAUUGAACACGAGUACGCGCUGCUGUCGUUCAACAACAUCGACGAAGCGUAUGGCAUUGACCGGCGGAGUUAUCUCGGCCUCUACAAGAUCAUGCAGGGCGUGCCACGGAAUCCGCUGCGUCGCACGGGCAUCAGCGGCCGCGGCGUUCUCGGUCGGUGGGGUCCAAACCAUUUCCAGACAACAAUCGUCACGCGGUGGCGAUAUUUGAGCACGACCGGAGUGCAGCAGCGCGCAUUCAAGAACAAUCUGCCAGUCAUGGAGGUGCUGCUGAAGAUCGAACACGGAGAGCUGCAUCUGCCAACGGAUCGGCGCCAAAUUGCCCUUGAAUUUCCUCCAACGCUCCAGGAGUAUUUUGGAUUUGACGGCGAAAUUGACGUCACAGACGAUUUGGACCCGAACGCCAUUUGCUCCAUCCCGGAAAUGGUCUCAAACGCCUACGAGCUGUACAAGGGUGUUCCCGCGGAUGAUCGGAGCACAGACAACGCGUGGGUGGAGCUCAUCUCGUUGUGGAUGCACUGUCCAGACGAAUGCAAUCUGCCAAAGGAGGUUCUUGACGGUGCAGAUUACGUGUGGGCGCCACUCCACUGCCGUCUGGACCUCGAUGACCCAUCGCUUGAUCUCCUGCAGACCGUCGCCAACACCUGCAACGUCUACUUCUCAGACCAGCUGCCUCGCAUUGUGCGCAGCAUCAUGCAGGAAGUGGAGCGUCGUGGCAUCACCACGGAGGGCCUUUAUCGCGUCUCCGGCUCCCAGACCAAAGUCAUUGCAACAAAGGACAAGUUGCUUGAGGAAGGGUUUGGCGCUGUGCACGAUGCGGAGAUUCCCGUCCUGACGAGCGUGCUCAAACUUCUGUUGAAGGAAAUGACACCACCUCUGCUGACACACGCGCUGUACGACGACUUCAUCGCCUGUCUUGAGCGCACGGACGACACGGCGCGCCACCAGGCGCUCUCUGCUGUGCUGCAGAAACUCCCGCAAGACAACUACCGUCUUCUCGACAGCCUCAUUCGCCACCUCAAGAAGGUGGCAGCUGAGGAGGAAGCGAACAGAAUGGGCAUUCAGAACCUCUCCCUUGUGUUUGGACCGUCCAUCAUGAAAUCGCCUCGUGGUGUUGUCAACGACAUGUCAGACCACGGACAACAGAUCCUGGUGCGUGCUUUCAACGAGCAAGGCGGGUUUUACCAGGACAACUUCUUCGAGAACCUGUCUGAAACAUAUGUGGAGCAGGAUGAACCUUCGCUUGAAGCGUCACAGGCCGCGGUGGAGGGCGAAGAAGGAUAUGUGGACGAGAACGGAUACGAUGAGUACGGCGGCUACUACGAUGAAUAUGGAGGGUAUUACGAUGUCGAGGGUGGAUACACAGACGCCGGUGAGUUCAAAAACGCUGCGCAUGACAGCAAUUGCGACAUGCGUGACACAAAGGGCAACUACUACGAGCCUGGCUCGUGGGUGCCUGACACCAUCACAUACUUGGAGGGCGAGGUCACUUGGGUCAUUCGAGGCAAGCGAAGCGGGUUGCGUCGCGGGAAGGAGACAAAGACGAAGAAGUGGCUGUUCUUGCAGGGCGAGAUGGUGUUUCUGUACGAGCUCACGGAUAUGGAAUGCGAGAAUCCCAUCAAAACCAUCGUGGUCGACAACACGUGGAAGGCAACACGUGAGAAGAUGCGUGUGAUCCUGAAACACCGCGACAGCACGGAGCUUGUCAUUCAGCUUGAGGACAAGGAUACGGCAAAGCAGUGGGUGGAGGCGUUCAGGGCUGCGAUUGACGGCACAUUGGAGGAGACGGCUGUGGGUGAGGAGUACCUGCAGAUUGGCGACGAGGAAACACAAUGA
Molecule: messenger RNA, 3555 nt
Organism: Salpingoeca rosetta
Lineage: Eukaryota; Choanoflagellata; Craspedida; Salpingoecidae
Exons: 31
Coding region: 412-3555 (1047 amino acids)
Biological process (GO): signal transduction; protein dephosphorylation
Molecular function (GO): protein tyrosine phosphatase activity
Source: RefSeq, a predicted model, not a curated record